Molecule: messenger RNA, 9930 nt
Organism: Dreissena polymorpha
Lineage: Eukaryota; Metazoa; Mollusca; Bivalvia; Myida; Dreissenidae
Exons: 3
Coding region: 761-2281 (506 amino acids)
Biological process (GO): protein polyubiquitination; SCF-dependent proteasomal ubiquitin-dependent protein catabolic process
Cellular component (GO): SCF ubiquitin ligase complex
Molecular function (GO): protein binding
Source: RefSeq, a predicted model, not a curated record
AAAUCACAGUCGUCGAGACUUGUGAACAUCGGAACGAACGCAAUAUUGCCGAUUUUGGAACCCACAACGAUGAACAAUAGGGCUAAAUGGACAGCCAGGGACUGGUAAUUAGGAUAACUAAACGGAAAUACCCGAAGCUUUCCGUACAAACUCUGUGGUUGACGGAGUUUAGCGGAAAAAAUAAUAAUGGUCGCCUUGUCAAAAAACAAUUAAGCCGAAUUAAAAAGGUCUCGUAAUGUAAAGCAAGUGAGUUGCAUUUUCAUACCAUAAUUAUGUAGCUUGUUAAUUCUCAAUGAUGCUCAUGCAUUUGACUUGUCAUCUGGGCUAUACUGUGUAAUAAUUGAAUUAAUUUUUAUAAAAAAAAUUCGUGGUCAUCACUUGAAACUAAGAGUCAAGAAUUCCAAAAGUAACGUAAGACUCAACACCUUUAGUCAAAGUUCAAUUCAUUACUGGAACAGUUUGGAAGAAUCAAGAAUAGCUGCCACAAGUGUUAAUCAAUUUAAAUCGUUGCUAAAUUCUGAGAAAUGGAACAUUAAGAAGUUUAACCCGUCUGUAAAUUAUCUAAGUUAAAUUAACAAUUAAAAUUUACUAAGGGCACUCUAGAGAAGUUUUAACAAAAUAGUACAUAUCAGAGAGAGAUUCUAAAGUAGAGACCAUUUAUCAGAGGGGCCACUACAGCAUAGCUAAAUUACGGCCCAACAGUCCAGGUAUCCAGGAAGUUGUUAGAAAAAGUAAGGGCCUUCAGUGAUGGGGAAAGACAAUGGCUGAGAGAAUUUCCAAGAAAAGUUCCGUUACAUUAAGGCCUAGAUCUUCAUCCAAAACAAGAAAGUCUACAAGAGUCAAAUCAAAUUCCUCCUCAAAUGCUAUCAUCUUUGCCGACCCUGCAAGGCAUCAUGGUAACUCCAUGUUCCCGAUAUUCUCAAAUAACUUAGUCUCAAAGAAGCCUUCAGUGUCUUCCAAAGGGCAUGGCAAUGCGGAAGCAAAUGUAAAGCAGUUGCUAACAGUCAGCCAGGCUACCAGAUCAAGGUUUAACAAACGAGAACAGUAUUCUCCCACCCCUGUAGAGCAAGUUCCUGUAAAGUCCGCAAUCAGAAAUCGACUGAAUGGCAUGCUGGAUGCAGUACGAGGCUCUAGAACGGAACGGGUCAAAGUGAACAGUCAGGAGGACAGAAACAGCCCUGUAGGUGACGAUGGUUCGAUCUUGAGUCCACAGACUACGAUCUUACCUGAAGAUGUAGAUGUGUUCCCCUUCCAGUCACUGCCAGUCGAUUGCAAACUGAAGAUAUUUUCAUACCUGUCCAGUCAUGGCAAGGGGCGGUGUGCACAGGUGUGCCAUGAAUGGUGGGAUCUCAUACGGACACCGAGCCUGUGGUCGCAUGUCUCCUUUAGCAGCUUCCCCUUCUGGUGCAUCACCACAGAGGAACAUAAUUGCCUUGGUAACUGCUACAUACGCUAUCGCGUGCGUGUUAAGCAGUUUUUAGCCUUUUUGAAGGAUCUGCGACCAAUACUACGAAGCCUUGAGUUUAAGUUUGACAUUGGCGAAGAGACAGAUGGAUUUCUGGUACCGCUGGAGAAUUUAAUUGAUAAAGCAAACACAAGGGAGCUAAAGUAUGCGAGUAUGAAUUGGAAAGAGACGCCGUCGAGGCCGUUUUGGACAGAGAAAAACGUGGCAUGUCAGGACGUUAUGUACAAGCAUCGACUACGGCAGAGAAAGUUUGUAUAUUUUUUUGAUCUCUUCACACAUCAAUGCCCCAAAGUUGAGACUCUGGUGAUGCCAUUUGAUUGGUCUGACUCGAGUGUGGACAGCUUGCUUCGGCUGAAAAACCUUCACAGCCUCGUGUUGGAGAAGUACUUUGUCUUUCAGAAACUUUGCCAAGAUCUCAUUGAUAAACUGUUGUUGGGGCUGUCAUGCCUGCGUCAGCUGAUGCUGGAGGUGUGGACUCCUAGCGGCCACGGCCUCGUGUUUUUCUCGUUAGUUUCCAAGUCGAUUGAGUAUCUUGACAUUUCCCAAAGCAGAGGUUUCUAUCUGAAUGCAGUUCAUUUUCCCAAGUUGAAGGUGUUCCGUGUAGCAAGGCACCCUUGGAAUGGACCCUUGGUUCUGGCUGAUAGGAUCAAUGUGCCAUGUAUUUAUGAUGUGCUGGCGGAAGGUGCUCCGAAUCUGGAGCGGCUAAACGAGCAUUAUCUGGAGCCGACGUGGCGGGAAUGCAAGUACAAGCAACUAGAGGAAGUGCUUAAGAGCGUGUGCUCGUGUCGUAGACACAAAUCUGGCUGGGCCAUGUAGUUAAAGAUGAGCAGGUCUUGAAUGGCUUCUAGACUUUUUUGGAGUUUUUCUUAUUACCUUUAAAUGUUCCUAAAACCUUCAAAGAGGUUAAAUUAUUUUCCUUGUGCUAAAUUUUAGUGAUGAAAGCCUGAAUGUGUUUACUAAAAAAGAAAAAGUAUUGCAAUUAACAUAUAGAUGAAGCCCACGUGGUGUAUGGUGAAUCACCCAGUAAUUUAAGGUUCUAUAAGAGUCACAGCAUUCAAAAAUGGGUCUUUAUGGCAUAUGCAUAAGGUAUAGCUACAGACCAGUCUGCGCUCUCACAGUCUGGUCAGGAUGUACCUUGGCUCCUGACAAGAUCACAAAACCUUGGGUCACUAUAGCAAACAGGAAAGCUCCUUAUCAGACUGCAUGAUUGCAUAGGCUGGGCUGGAGCUACGAUGGCCUCAUGUUGCAUACGACCCACUUUAGCAUGACCCUCUCAUUUAUAGUUUAAUCAUUGCUUGUAAAGUCUUGAAAUCCUUUUGGUGUUUUACCCGUUAUAACAUUUUGAAUUUUGUAAAGGCAAUAAGUUGAAUAUAAAAGCUACACAAAAUUAAUAAUUGUACUUCUAGUACUUGUUUGUGAAGAAACAAUGGCCCAGUCCAGAAAGGUAAUUUAGUACCUUAGACUAUACAUAGAGGAAUAUUGAUUAAAUACAUGCUACAAGCAAUAAAGUUUAUUCAUUUUUACAGUUUUGUGCUUUGGAUCACUCAUAGGCGUGUAAGUUUACAUGUAUAAAUAUGUGUCUUAUCUGAUGUUAGUUUACUUGAAGUUGUCUAAAAUGAAAACAAAACAAAUGAAAGCAAAAGCACAAAAACAAAGCAAAAAUGAAGCUUAUGGUAGAAGUAUUGGUUCCUAAUUGUUGAGCGAUGUCAUAACAUAUGCUGCUUCUUUUCUAAACAGAAAAUUGAUAUGGUAUUAUUUUUGUCAUAGUUUAUCAUGAUGAUACCAUUUGCAAAACAAUCAUUGAUUUUGUCUUGUUCAAUUUGAUAUGUGACAUAAUUAAAUGUUUAGGACACCCAAUUGUUGUGUGGUCACUUCCACGUGAUAAUGUCUGUAGUUGAUGUUUAUUUGUUAGAGUUGAUUUGCUUUUUUAUUGCAUAUUAAACAAGUUUGUGCAUUUGUUUGAAAUAGUUUUGCAUACUGUAGAAUGUUUUGUUAAAAUGCAAAGUAUCAUUUUACUUUCCUAAGGCAGGGGUGAAAAAUUCCACUUGACGGCUGGUGUUUGAAAAUGAAAGAUACUGUAUUGGAGCUUGAUUCACCUAAUGCAAGCCUGAAUGUGUUUUAUGGCUUUUUCCAUGCAUAUGAUCUUUAAAAAGGAUAUAAAAUGUUAACUUGACAGGGCCUUCGCUUCAACACUUGCAAAAAUUGCCAGCAAAUAAAAGUGCUCUUUACCUGCCUAUAGAUGAGUCUUUUAUUUAAGUAUCCAGAAGUAACCAUUGAGGCAAAAAUGUUUCUCAUUUUUCAAAAAUGCAAAAGAAUGCAACUGCUUAAGAAUGGUUGUUUACUUAUACAUGUACAUGAGUGCAUAGAGGCACUCACAAUCCAUCAUGAAGUUAAAGUACAACUAAAAUUUGUGAUUUUGUUCAAGACAUUUUUUUCUGCACUGUUUGUUACAAUAUAAAGGAUAAUUGGCUGAUAUACAUUUAAAAUUAAUAUUAAAAACACGAAGAAUAGAUAUGCAUGUAAUUGCAAAAGGUGAAAUUAGAUUUUUCACGAGUCCUUUAUGAUUUUACACCCCUGUAAGUAAGUUGAAUUUGUGACUUGUGUUCAUAAUUGCACUACAACUUGUUAUACAUACAUGUACUUAACCCUUUGCAUGCUGGGAAAUUUGUCGUCUGCUAAAAUGCUGUCUGCUGAAUUUCUAAAAUUAGCAUUUUUUAUAUUUUUUUCACUGAAUGCUAUCAGAAUAGCAAACAGUUUGGAUCCUGAUGAGACGCCAUGCUAUGUGGCGUCUCAUCUGGAUCCAAACUGUUUGCAAAGGCCUUCAAAAUUUGGUUCCAGUACUGAAAGAGUUAAAUGUCAUUUGACUCUCUGUUGGUAGUCCACUUUUGUUUCUAAUAAUUUUUUUCAUAUCACUGUUCUUAGCAUGCAUUAUUGUUUCUCAUCACUUAUUGUAGUAUACGUUUUAGAAUGCUUCAUUGUUACAGACUCAUAUUCAAUACUUGUGAUUUACUAAUAACUUAGCUUUGGUAUGAUAAAUCAUGUUGUUUUAUGUAUGAAAAAUUGUUUUAAAAUAAAUGCUUUUUAUACAUUGAUUUCCACCUAGCCAUUUCUGGAAUUUUAUUUUUAAUACGCUAUGUCCAAUUAUGUUAACUUUCUCACUAUUUUUAAAGCAAACAAUGAUUGAAAUUGUAAACAACAUGUUUGCUUAUUUGCAGUAAACUGUUAUAUUUAAUAGAUUGAUGUGGUAUUAACUAAACUAAUAAUAAUUAAAAGAAACACUGUAGUUGCAUAUAAGGCUCCAUAAUAAAAGGAACUGACACAAAAUAAAUAAUGUGUCUAUGCUUUAAUUGUGUGUAAUGAUUUAAUUUGUUUAAUCUGUAUUGUGCGAAAAUAGGUCUUAUGCCAUUAGUGGCCAAAUCAGCAAGCCUGCACAUUUGCACCGUCCAGUCAGGAGCUAAGUUGUCAACCAAAUUGGGCUGCUGCAGAGCCUGGUCUGGAGUUAGCAGACUGCAUAUGAGACCAAAUCAUGAAAUACUUAACCCUUUGCAUGCUGGGAAAUUUGUCGUCUGCUAAAAUGUCGUCUGCUGAAUUUCUAAAAUAAGCAUUUUCUUCGAUUUUUUUCAAAGAAUACUAUCAGAAUAGCAAACAGUUUGGAUCCUGAUGAGACGCCACGGUUUUGUGGCGUCUCAUCUGGAUCCAAACUGUUUGCAAAGUCCUUCAAAAUUCGGUUCCCGCACUGAAAGAGUUAAUAGCAGACAUUGUAUCUCUAGACCAGACUGCACAAUGAUCAGGCUUGAAGUUGUGUGGAGCUACGCUGGUUGUGUUUGACAUGAGACCCAUUUUGCAUGAUGUGGGUCACUUUGUGCUUCGACAUGGGGUAUAUGAGUUUUUUAAUAUAUCUAUAUCUAAUUGUUUUGUUUAAUGGUGAACUUAUGUUCAUAUAAUGUAAAUAUGUAUGGACUAUCAUGUGUUAUCAUUUUGUAGAAUGUCAGAUAUGAGUAGAUGGAAGAACAUGUAUCCUGUAUGUAUAUGGGCACAAUGUUUGUUUACCCUCCCUGCCUAUUAAUCAAGUGCUAUAAAGUAAAGUCCUUCCCAUUUAACAAAAGUGAAAAAUAAAUAGGCUAUCAUAUGAAAUAAUAGCUUAACCUUACCUUUCACUUGAAUUUUGUUUGAACCAUGCUUGGACCCAUUAAAAAAUAUCAUUCUAGAAUGGAAAAAAAAUUGCAUUUCAGUUUUUAUCAUUCAAUACACAUAUAAUGAUGGUUAAAAACCUUCCUUACUUAAGGAAUUUAAAUAAAAUCUCAGAAAUUACCAACAUUUUGCUGAAUGGUACUGUUCUUUUUGACUUAACAGGGUUUUUUUAUCUUCAACAUGAAUUUUUCCUCUAACUGUAGCCUCUGUUAUAUGUAAAUAUGAAUAGAACAGCUAAGUGAUACCCAAAAUUAUGACUGAACACCAGACUGCCGGCUGUCUGGCAGUGGCCUGGCUUUGUCUGCUGUGUUUGUACAUAGAAGUAAAUGGCAAUGUAGCUGUGAUAUGUUGUGAAUGUUGUAUGUUUUUUAAGUAAUUCACUGUGAUUUCAUCAUUUUCUUGAGCUGUUUGUAAUGAUAAGUGUUUUCUAGAUCAAGAAUGGUAGGAACUUUUUUAAUGAAGUAUUGUGCUAAAACAAAAAGUUACAUGAAAUUUGUUUGAUGGUAUCUACAUUUUAAAAGUGGACACUGAUACAAAUCGCAAUUGAUUGGUUAAUUUGCAAGUUAUUGUAAUUUUUUAAAUAUCUAUAUUGGAAUCAUAUUUUCUGCGUAUUUCCAUGCUGUCAUGCUUCAAGGCUUAAUCAUUUUAAUUAUGUCAAUCAUCAUAUGAGUCGCAUUCUGAGAAAACUGGGCAUAAUGCAUGUGCGUAAAGUGUCGUUCCAGAUUAGCCUGUGCAGUCCGCACAGGCUAAUCAGGAACAACACUUUGCGGACUGAACAGGCUAAUCUGGGACGACACUUUACGCACAUGCAUUAUGCCAGUUUUCUCAGAACACGACUCAUAUAUGUCUCAUCCUAUAGCAUGCUCUUCAUUAUGUGUUACUGCUGCCAUUUUCCAUAUGCUUGAUUUUAACCGAAUUCUUUUUCAAGCUGAAUUCAUAAGCAAAUAAACAUGUGAACUGAUCUCCUAAGUAAUUUAUCGUAAUACAUGUAAGAAAAGUGAAAACUGCAUUUUUGUACUGGUAAUUUAACUUGAAAUUCGGAUGAACAGUUUGUGAAAAUACUCUUCACAAUAAGUCUGUAAUGAACAUCAUAAGAGUAAAAAUAAUUCUGUAACAUAAUAAGUAUUCCCCAGGGAGACUGUGUUAUAGGGCAAACUUUAUACACAUAUAUUUUUAUUAACUGCUUUGUACAUAUAUAUAUUUUUUACAGACAUAGUAGAUAUAUAAUGUUUCUCUUUUGUACCAAACUUUGUCAUAACUAGAUUUUUUUUAACAUGACAAUGCUAUUCUUAUAAAAACGAAUGUCAUAAAAGUAUGACAAAUAAAUGUCAUCUAUUCAUUGGAAGACAGAAAAAACCCUAAUAGUUAAAUAAAGAUUUUUUUCAGCUAAUUAAUUUACAAUAAAACAAUCGUAUUUCAAUUUGUGUGUAAAUAUGUGUGUAACCAUGAUGGUUGUUGUUCAUUUUGAAUCAUAUAGAAUCUGUAAAAAUAAAAAAAAAUCACCUAAAAAACUUUUUGGAGAAAAAAGUAAAAAGCCUCAAAAUGUGCUUUUGUUUCUGAAUGUCUUAAUGAUCAUGUUAAAUUGUUUAGAGAAGACAUGCAUGUUCUUCUGUUUCACUUGUAACAUUUGCAGUCAUAGUUGUUUUAUCUUGUACUUGCACCUAAAAAAUGAUUGUUAUUUUGUGUUUACAUACUUAUGAUGUUUCAAGUUGUUAUACCUAAAGAUGCUGAAUCUGUAAAAUAUAAGCCUCAUUAAUGAAUGCAUACCAUCAAAAUAUAUACAUAUAAAACAUUUGAAGUCAUCUUAAAACAUGAGUGUUUGAUUGCGUAGUUAUCUGGCCUGUUACAAUGUCAGUUUGUUGACAUUUCUCUGGUUUGCAAAUCCAUGCCACAGUCUUUAGAGCUUAUUGUGUGUGGGCAUCUAAAUUGUGAAACAAUGCCAAAACAAUUUCUGAAACAAGAGAUAUUAUUUUAUGUUGGAAGAGGAUUAGAUUCAGCAUCUUUUUACCUAGGACGUGCUAAGAAUGCUGCUGAUUUUCAACAUGUUGAAAAGUGAGCACAUUUUAUUUUAAAAUAGGAAAGUGAGGACAAAAAAAACUUGUAUCUUUUAUAUACCAAUAGGAUAAAAUAUUGAAAAACUGUAGUUUGUUACUAAAUAAAUGUGCUUAAUUGGAAUUUUUGAUAUGAACAUUGUAUGUACAUUGUUUGUCUCAUAUUUGUAUCUUCAUCUUAGAAAUGAUUGUGGGAAAACAAGUUUGUAUUCAUGGUUACAACUCUUUUGAAUGAUUUUAAAUUGGGGUAUUCAACACACACAAACACAUUUGAUGUCAUUUUGUUUAUUUUAAUGACCAUGAUUGGCUGUUUAAGUGCUUUUUGUAGCCAUUUUAUUUUGUAUAUGUGGUUUCCAAUCAAUAACAAUACAUUGCAUUGACCAUCUAGCUACAAACCAGAUUACCGGCAGUUUGUAUUUAGGUAGCUUACUGACAGACCUUGCUUGGAACUGCACAUUUUGUUUUAAAUCAAUCAGUAAGACCUGGUUCUGUGGCCUUGCAAUGUUAUUUAUUUUAAUAUUCACUAGACUAAACCAAAAUAGUUGAAUCUCUCCAGGAAUUAUUUUUUUUGUAUACUUAUUGGCCUUUACUAAUCUGAUGUUGGUGAAUAGUUUUCAUCUGAUCUUAUCCAAACUUGACAAACAUAUUUAUGGACAAAGGAUUUUCAUCAGAUGAGAUCUGGUUAUUCUAUUUGGUGAAUGGUCUUUUUAACUUUAUUUCCUGUUUUUUGUGUUGAUGGUUUGGUUACUUUUAAUAUAAUGCACAAGCAAUGCACAGAAACAUUUUGUUUGUUUACCUUUUUUACCUUGUAGUACAGGUUUAUGUUUUCGCAUCCUUGUGUUUCCCAUGUAUAACUUUUAGUUUUGCAUUGUUGAAAUUCUUGUACUUGUUAGCUCACCUGAGCAUGAUGUGCUCAAGGUCAGCUUGUGUGAUCACACUAUGUCUGGUGUCAUGCGGUGUAAUCACACUAUGUCUGGUGUCAUGCAGUGUGAUCACACUAUGUCUGGUGUCAUGCGGUGUGAUCACACUAUGUCUGGUGUCAUGCGGUGUGAUCACACUUUGUCUGGUGUCAUGCGGUAAGGUCAGCUAGUGUGAUAACACUAUGUCUGGUGUCAUGCGGUAAGGUCAGCUAUUGUGCUCACACUAUGUCUGGUGUCAUGCGGUGUGUGUCGUAAACAUUAAGCUCUUUACAAACAUAUUUGACACAUUUUUCAUCCAAUUUUGAUAAAACAUGGUCAGAAUGUUAAUAUAGACAAUAUCCAUGCCGAGUUAAAUCUUGGUCAUGCAUGUCAAAAAUUAGGUCACCAGGUCAGAAUGUAGACUCUAGAAGCAACAAUUAUGACUGAAUAUUGAUGAAACUGUCAAAAUGUUUAUGUGAACAAUAUCUAGAAUGCGUUAACCCUUUGCAUGCUGGGAAAUUUGUCGUCUGCUAAAAUGUCGUCUGCUGAAUUUCUAAAAUUAGCAUUUUCUUCGAUUUUUUUCAAAGAAUACUAUUAGAAUAGCAAACAGUUUGGAUCCUGAUGAGACGCCACGUUCUGUGGCGUCUCAUCUGGAUCCAAAUUGUUUUAAAAGGCCUUCAAAAUUCAAUUCCAGCACUGGAAGAGUUAAAACGAGGGUCAUGUGCAUGAAAAAACAAAAUCACCAGGUAACAUUUUAGAACAACUUUGUUACCACUAUAGAGGCCAUAUUUAUGACUCGGUCAUGGUGAAACUUGGUCAUAGUGUUUAUCUUGACAGUAUGAAGGCCAAGUCUCAACCUGGGUCAAGGGGAGUGAAGAACUAGGUCACCAGGUCCUGUCGUCAACCAUUGGUGUUGGUGAACUCAGAUCAGCGCUUAAGAGCAAUCAUAGCAUUCUUGUUUUUAUAAAUCAUUUAAAAAAAAAAAAAGUUAAAAAAUUGAUAAAAAUCGUAAUUUUGAAAGAAAAGGAAUCUUUAAUAUUUUAAAUGUUUAGGUACAUGUAAGUUUAUGUCUGAACAUUUUGCUUUAUUGAUUUUAUUAUACAUUUUCUGUAAUUGUGUAUGAUUUCUUUGUAUCUUAAAGUACCAGAUUGGAUUUGGCAGUGGAUCAAUACUAUUUAGAUUUUCAGUUAUUUUUUAAAAUAUAAAAAUGUAUUAGUGAAAUAGAAAUGUCCAAUGGAGUUAUCUUUCAAUAAGUUAUAUCACAAAGUGACCUAGGCCUUUUAUGUUUUACUGUUUUGUUAUGAAUAAAUACAAUCAAUCAUAA